CUCGUGGCUCGUCCAGAUGUGGUGGAGAUGCACGAUGUGACGGCUCAGGAGCCCAAGCUGCUGGUCCACCUGAAGGCCACCAGGAACACCGUGCCGGUACCGCGCCACUGGUGCUUCAAGCGGAAGUAUUUGCAGGGCAAGCGAGGUAUAGAGAAGCCCCCGUUUGAGCUGCCAGAGUUCAUCAGGAGGACAGGAAUCCAGGAGAUGAGGGAGGCUCUGCAGGAGAAGGAGGACGCCAAAACUAUGAAAACUAAAAUGAGAGAGAAGGUUCGUCCAAAGAUGGGGAAGAUCGACAUCGACUACCAGAAGCUCCACGACGCUUUCUUCAAAUGGCAGAUCAAACCCAAACUCACCAUCCACGGAGACCUUUACUAUGAGGGUAAAGAGUUUGAGACCCGUCUCAAAGAGAAGAAGCCAGGAGAUCUUUCUGAUGAGCUGCGAAUCGCUCUCGGGAUGCCCGUGGGACCGAAUGCACACAAGGUGCCCCCUCCCUGGCUCAUAGCCAUGCAGAGGUACGGACCCCCUCCCUCGUACCCAAACCUCAAGAUCCCUGGACUCAACUCGCCCAUCCCAGAUAACUGCACCUUCGGUUACCACGCCGGAGGCUGGGGGAAGCCGCCGGUCGAUGAGAUGGGCAAACCACUUUACGGGGACGUGUUCGGGACAAAUUCAGCUGACUUCCAGGCUAAAGCAGAGGAGGAGGAGGUGGACCACACCCCGUGGGGGGAGCUGGAGCCGUCCGAUGAAGAAUCGUCCGAGGAGGAAGAGGAAGAGGAGAGCGACGAAGAGAAGCCAGACGAAACUGGAUUCUUCACGCCCGCUGAUAGUGGGCUGAUCACACCUGGAGGCUACUCUACGGUCCCAACCGGGAUGGAGACUCCAGAGAUUGAGCUCAGGAAGAAGAAGAUUGAGGAGGCCAUGGAUGGGAAUGAGACGCCGCAGCUUUUCACUGUACUACCAGAGAGACGAGCUGGCUCCAUAGGAGGAGCCAUGAUGGGCUCGACACACAUCUACGACAUGUCAGGGGCUAUGGUGAGCCGUAAGGUCGGUGGAGGGCAGGAAUCCCAGGGAGUGGAGGUGGCCCUGGCCCCCGAGGAGCUGGAGCUUGACCCGAUGGCCAUGACACAGAAGUAUGAGGAGCACGUCAGAGAGCAGCAGGCCCAGGUGGAGAAGGAGGACUUCAGUGACAUGGUGGCUGAGCACGCUGCCAAACAGAAGCAAAAAAAGAGGAAGGCCCAGCCACAGGACACACGAGGCAGCGCCAAGAAAUACAAAGAGUUCAAGUUCUAGAGAAACGGCGAGGCGACGCACCGCGAUGGAUUUGGCCACAACAGGAAGUGAACGAGAAUGAGACGUGCUCAAGUUUCCGAGGAGGCAGUCUGCAGCACCAAUCAGCUGUCAGAUCAGUAACCAGUGAAUACAGGUUCUGUUCCUUCGUCAUAGUUUAUAUUUCAACAAUGUCGGCAGACUGGAUUCGUGUAAUUGCUUUCAUAUGAGAAUGGUAUUUCCUCUGUUUAACUCUUACUUUGAAGGUCCUUUUUUCAUUUUUUUUUCUUUUGUAAAUAAAGAAGAUGAUUAAACAUCCA
Messenger RNA from Austrofundulus limnaeus, 1586 nucleotides. RefSeq names its product splicing factor 3B subunit 2. Lineage: Eukaryota; Metazoa; Chordata; Actinopteri; Cyprinodontiformes; Rivulidae. Gene Ontology annotation, cellular component: U12-type spliceosomal complex; nucleus. The record is from RefSeq and is a predicted model, not a curated record.